AUGUCUGGCGAUGGCUUUGGAGAAGCAAGCCACUCGACGUGGGCGGCGUACAUGCUUUGGCCUUUUGCCGCAUUGUCCCACAUGGACAUCGAAAACCCCCGUCAUCAGCACAAGAUAUCGACGCCUGCCACGCCGAAGACUGCGGAAGAUUCGGCGAGGUACCGUGCGCAUUGGGCAAGAAAGUCGGUCCUAGUUCGUGACGGGUACAGGUCCAUCGAUGCUCAGAUAUCUCUGGAGUCCACCUUGAACAUUUUGAACGACUACUGCCAAGUGGCACGCUCUCUCGAAGCUGCCAUCAAUGACACCGACGAUCCGCAGAAUAUCCUAUCGCUGGGAUUGUAUCCCCGUGACAAUUUCCACGAUUUUAGCUGGUGCCUGAGGGCUACGGAGACACCCAAUUGCUACGAGAUCCGCUACAUGCCAGACAAUGAACGCUACCCCGGGUGCCGCCCAAACCGCAGCCAAAUCGCGUUCGUAGACCACAGCGUCGAGUUCACCGCGCUCGACGCAGAGCACGCGGUACCCCAUACUUCCACGUGGAUGCAGAAGGCGCUGCCGAACCCGGAGCUGCUGCGAAUGCACUGUGCGCUCGCGCAUAUACUGCAUCUCAGUGGCGCCGCGCGGUUGUUCCAAGAUUUCUGUAUAUCCUCAAGACAAUCCGGGACCGGGGCAGCGGCGCAUGUGGCCCCGACGGGAGCGGCGUUCAUGGCGCACGUGGUGGACGAAGAUCCGUAUGUAGUCAUGGAGCUGCGAGAGACUCUUGCUGCAGCACUUGGCUCUUCAUGA
This is a messenger RNA of Epithele typhae, 786 nucleotides long. RefSeq lists its product as uncharacterized. Bases 1 to 786 code for a protein of 261 amino acids. The transcript is spliced from 6 exons. The record is from RefSeq and is a predicted model, not a curated record. NCBI's taxonomy places the organism in Eukaryota, Fungi, Basidiomycota, Agaricomycetes, Polyporales, Epitheliaceae.